Drosophila gunungcola (fruit fly) is the source of this 1287-nucleotide messenger RNA. It is a transcript of the gene Phb2, whose product is annotated as prohibitin-2. The transcript is spliced from 7 exons. Lineage: Eukaryota; Metazoa; Arthropoda; Insecta; Diptera; Drosophilidae. Gene Ontology annotation, biological process: mitochondrion organization. The record is from RefSeq and is a predicted model, not a curated record. Gene Ontology annotation, cellular component: mitochondrion; membrane. The coding region runs from base 123 to 1139 and encodes 338 amino acids.
GUGCAGUAUCGAUAGGAUCGAUAUUUUAAAAUAAUCGAUGACAUCGAUGUUGGCAUCGAUGUUUCACCACCUCUAAACAGAACGUGUGAGACUUUCCCAAUUUUGUACAAAACACAAACAAGAUGGCACAAAGCAAACUGAAUGAUCUUGCGGGCAAGCUGGGCAAAGGUGGUCCGCCGGGACUGGGAAUCGGACUGAAGGUCCUGGCCGCCGUGGGAGCAGCUGCCUAUGGUGUCAGCCAGUCCCUGUACACCGUUGAGGGUGGUCACCGGGCCAUUAUCUUCAGCCGUCUUGGCGGCAUCCAGAGCGACAUUUACUCCGAGGGCCUGCACGUGCGCAUCCCUUGGUUCCAGUACCCUAUCAUCUAUGACAUCCGCUCGCGCCCCCGCAAAAUAUCCUCGCCCACUGGCUCCAAGGAUCUGCAGAUGAUCAACAUCUCGCUGCGAGUGCUGUCGCGUCCAGAUUCCCUGAACCUGCCCUUCCUGCACAAGCAGCUGGGCGUGGACUACGACGAAAAGGUGCUGCCCUCCAUCUGCAACGAGGUGCUGAAGAGCGUGAUUGCCAAGUUCAAUGCCUCGCAGCUGAUUACCCAGCGCCAGCAGGUCUCCCUGCUCAUCCGCAAGGAACUUGUGGAGCGUGCCCGCGACUUCAACAUCAUCCUGGACGAUGUGUCCCUCACCGAGCUGAGCUUUGGCAAGGAAUACACGGCCGCCAUUGAGGCCAAGCAGGUGGCUCAGCAGGAGGCCCAGCGGGCCGUCUUCUUUGUGGAGCGCGCCAAGCAGGAGAAGCAGCAGAAGAUUGUCCAGGCCGAAGGAGAAGCCGAGGCUGCUAAAAUGUUAGGUCUGGCCGUCAAGCAGAACCCAGCCUACCUCAAGCUGCGAAAGCUGCGUGCCGCCCAAAGCAUUGCCCGCACGAUUGCCAGCUCACAGAACAAGGUCUACCUGUCGGCGGACAGCCUGAUGCUCAACAUCCAGGACUCUGGCUUCGAUGACAUGACCGAGAAGGUUUACAAAAUUGGCACCGGUCUGCCCAAGGACUGGCUGGAUUCCCGGAAAAUGGCCGCCAAGGUGGCCCAGCCGGCGGAGAAGGAGAAGAACGUGGCCAAUGUGGCGAGCAGCAUGGCCGAGCGGAUGAUGUGAGUGGCUGAUUCACUCCUUAGCGGGGGCUUCCUCUCAAGAUCCUAGUACAAAGCGCACUGAACAGAACGCCGACUUCGUCGCACACGAUUACGAAACACAUACUUAUCGUUUUAAUUGCGUGUAUAAAAUACAUAAGAAUAGUACAUAA